CGGGUAUUGUAGGUUUCUGCCUUGUCGUCAAGACUCACGAGCCGCCGGCCUGUGGUGUGGCAGGUCAUACCUUGUCUCGUCAAACACUACUCCAGGCUAGUCCAUCUGCUCGCGGACACUUCUCACCUUGUUGCCCCUGGCUUUGUUCGAGAUAUUCCCUAGAAUUCUUUCAACUUCAAUCAGCAAUGUCGUGUUUGCUACGAUAGCGGGCCUUCGUUUUACGCACUCGCGACUUGUGUUUCGUCUGCUUUGGCGGCUGGAAACCUCCUCUUCGUCCACGAUGCUGAGCUUCAUAGGCGUACUGGUAUGCCUUUGCAUGCUUUCAGGUCACACGCGAGCUCUUCAAGUCACCCCAGGCUCUCCCUGUGCAGCAGUUUGUCUCAACAACCCGGAGUCUGACAGUCAAGAUCCCAACUCAUCCACCACGGAAACGUCUGAACUUGUCUGCCUCAACGAUGAGUUCUCGACACAGACUGCCGGAAUUAAGUAUCAAAACUGCAUGCAAUGUCUGCAGACCAGCAACUCAACGAGUCUGGGAGAGAGCGAUAGCUCGUGGUUCAUCUAUAACGCCCGCUUCGCGAUAGAUGUCUGCAUGUUUGGCUUCAAAAAUGAGUCAAAGCGAGUCUCGUCACCAUGCGAUGUCGGUCAGGCAUGCAAGUCUCUCAAGACUGCAUUGCUCGUGGGGAACAUGGACCCGACCCGGGACAUCUAUGAGUACUGUGACGCCGAUGGCGGCAGCUUCUCCGGCAACAAAAUGGAUGCUUGUACACAAUGUUACGGCAAUACCGACACCACUUCAUACUUGUCGAACUUCCUGGUUGCAUUGAAAGCAGGUUGUGAACAACGACCUCAUGAUGGCGCUUUGCUCGGCUUAAGCCAAAGCGUCUUUUCCUCAUCCGCCGUGGAAAUCACGGAUCCGCCGACAGAAACUGCACUUACUGGAACGCCCGGCAACGCAACGGCAAUGACUACUGGCGCCAUUGUGGGGAUUGCGAUUGGUGGUGCACUUCUCCUCUUCGGCGGCAUCGGCCUCUUUUUCGUCUACCAUCGCAAGCAGAAACGACUCUAUAACAUGAAUCACUUCACCGAAUUUGACUUCCAAGACCAGGCCAACCGCGGCCGAAAGUCAACUUCGCCACAGCCACUGCUCUUGCCUGGCCAUGGAGGUAGUGGAAGAUCGUCAACAUCAACACCGGAUCCAAAGUCGAUCGGCUCAAAUGUUUACGCCACCUAUUCCGUCGGGAACCUGAGCGAAUACGAGCUAUCGUCGAAGCGACAGCAUAUCAACUCUCAUAGCCGGACAAACAGCAGAACCAGUCAUUACCCCAGCGAGCUGGAAAAGGAGAUGCAGCUCGGAAAGAUCAAAAUCAAGCCGAUGCCUGCGAUGUCGAGGAUACACGGCUACACCAGCUCCAUGAGUUCACAAACGGCCCUCCCGGCGGUCAGCCACCAACAGCCACCCGCGCUUCCAACAUAUGUACCACAAGCACACAGCCGACAAAACUCGCUCGCGGACCCUGCCAUGGCUCUGUUAUCUGGCAACAGACAAGACUCGACCACGUCACAUCAGGCGGCUGAUCCCAUGGAAACUUCAUACCUUCAUGGGUUGACAACGUCAUCGUGGCGUCCAAUGUCCGAGGAAGCAUCAGCCACCAGCAACGCGAACACACAGAGUACUCGACAAGAGCCGCAGCAGCAACAACAACAACAACAACAACAAGACAGCCGUGAGCACCCUUCGCGGUGGCCAUCUCCUAGCCACAAUCCAUACCGCGCCUCCAUGGGCAGCAAGCGCCCAGCACCUUCCGCACCCACGGGUUCGGCAGUGAACCCAUCGAACCCGGCCAUCGCAAAGAUAAUAGCAACCACACAGCAGACGGGCUCGACCUCCGCUGCUACCCGGACACAACAGACCAGCAUGCUGCCACAUGGGAUCCCGCCGCCCCCGCCGGGCUCCAAAGCACCAGACCUCGCGGUGCCCUUGGUGCCGAGGAUACGAGUGCCAAAGACCUACGUGCCGCCGUCAAUCACGGUGGAAGAAGCCACGCCUGUUGAGCGGGCAUCGUAGGCAGUAAACAAGCGUUCGCGAUUCUCCAAGUUAAUGCUCUCGAAUAUAUUGGUUGGAAUGUUGGAGAAAAUAUGGGCCGGCUGCAUUGUCUUUCAAGGUUGUUCUCUUCGUGGAUGCAUGUACCUGUGAUAGUUUUGAGCGAUAACUGUUCUCUCUGCACAAUCAGAAUUGAUGUUUUUGUUUUUGUUCUCCUUCCAUCAAUGAUGUGCAGCCAUGGCUGCCAACCCUUGGGCCUCCUUUGGUGCAGAAGCAGAGCACCUUUACGAAGGCACGUAUAUCUGUGGCUGGGCCAAGACAAUGGGACGUUGGGCUUGGCCCACCCAUGUCGGACGGCGGAGUGAAGC
Microdochium trichocladiopsis is the source of this 2412-nucleotide messenger RNA. RefSeq lists its product as uncharacterized. The coding region runs from base 281 to 2068 and encodes 595 amino acids. The record is from RefSeq and is a predicted model, not a curated record. The transcript has 3 exons. NCBI's taxonomy places the organism in Eukaryota, Fungi, Ascomycota, Sordariomycetes, Xylariales, Microdochiaceae.